Messenger RNA from Linum trigynum, 324 nucleotides. The record is from the annotation of a GenBank genome assembly. NCBI's taxonomy places the organism in Eukaryota, Viridiplantae, Streptophyta, Magnoliopsida, Malpighiales, Linaceae.
AUGUCUGAUUUAGGUGUCAAUGCAGGAUCCGAAAUCUGGCACUCUGACCUGGCCCCCAUUACUCCAGGAUGGGCCAUUUUUCGAAUCGUUGCGUACGUUAUCCUUGGCGUUGGUGCCGUGGUGUACUUCGUCUAUCAGUGUUUCUUCCACCACCAGCAGGUUCCGGGAGGGAAUCCGGAUCCUGUCGGAGCCGACGACGAUGGUGUUGUCACCGCGGAGCUGGAGCUAGUCGUGUAUGAGCAGAGGAACUUCAGAGACUCGUCGAAGCAGCUGGGUACCAGAGUUAGCCCAAACUGCUCCAUUUGCUUGGAGUCGUUCGCAUAG